This is a messenger RNA of Uloborus diversus, 1168 nucleotides long. RefSeq lists its product as uncharacterized. The coding region runs from base 90 to 1064 and encodes 324 amino acids. The transcript has 8 exons. NCBI's taxonomy places the organism in Eukaryota, Metazoa, Arthropoda, Arachnida, Araneae, Uloboridae. The record is from RefSeq and is a predicted model, not a curated record.
AUGUAAUCUGACAUAAAAGACAGCAUUAAUAUACAACUGUCCUCUUUCAAUUACGAACUCACGCUGAGUUUGCCUAUACAAGCAACAAAAUGAAAUCUCUUGUUAUAUUGUGUCUAGUCAUUGCGUCAUGCACCGCAUUGCCAGCUAAACCGGCUCAGACGUCUGUCUUGGAUUUAUUAGAAGACCUGGAAGGUAAAAUUCAAGACAACGGAGAAGUCUUGAUCGCUAAGCUUGUAACUCUUGUUCAUCACGUUGAAAAUGCUGUCCUCCAUGUCAAGGAAGUUGUCCCUAAAGUGUACGAGAAAAUCCACCAAGAAGCUGACGAAGUUUUAGCUGGUCUUAAAAAAGUUUCUGAUGAAAUUCAGGAGCUUUUGGGAAGGAAAAAUGCUAUGUUUGGAUUUGAUCUUUUGGGUGGUUUAACCGAACUUACUGGUGGUACCAAGUUAAGCACUGUUCUGGAUCUGCUCAGUCUUGCUGACAAAGCCCACCGUGUUGUCAACGAUGCAAAAGAGUUUGUUCCCCACCUUCAAACAACCAUGGACAAGCUUCAAAAACGACUUGAAGACCAUGUAACUGAUUUUGCAACACACGUAGUCAAGGAAUUAGGCCUCCAGGAUGUUGUUGCACACAGUAUGACCAACAAAAUUGAAGAACUUGCACAAAAAGUGCAAGAAAAGGCCCAUGAAUUGAUUCUUCACCUUUUGCACAGCAUGGAAGAAACUUUAGAUAUUUUGGAAAGCAAGCUACCCGAAGAAUUUAAAAGAGUUGAAAAAGCAGUUGCUGAAAUCAGAGAAAAAAUUCACGAACUAAUUGUUCAAAUCGAGCAAACCCUCGUAAUGAGGAGCUUCAGUCUUCUGGAUCUUGCCGGAAAUGUGAGCGAAGGAACAUCUCUGAGCACUGCUUUCAAAGUGAUGAGCCUAGUUGAUAAAUUCAACACCUGUGUUCAAGAUGUCAAGAAUUUUGAACCAAGGGCAGAAGAAUUUAUGCAACACAGUGUAAAGAAAGUCGCUGACCGUGCUCAGGAAUUUUUCACCCACGUUGCCGAUCAACUUUUGAAAAUGUAAAGAACUUUAUACGAAAUCAGUGCAUUUUAUUAAACUAGUCAUAUGUGUAUAAAAAGCGGGAGUUCUGUGAAUUAUUUACAAUAAAAGCUAAUAUAGCUUAAUGA